This is a messenger RNA of Carassius gibelio (silver crucian carp), 3959 nucleotides long. RefSeq names its product malectin-like. NCBI's taxonomy places the organism in Eukaryota, Metazoa, Chordata, Actinopteri, Cypriniformes, Cyprinidae. The coding region runs from base 419 to 1276 and encodes 285 amino acids. The record is from RefSeq and is a predicted model, not a curated record. Gene Ontology annotation, molecular function: carbohydrate binding. Gene Ontology annotation, cellular component: membrane. The transcript has 6 exons.
CUGACAAUCAAGUUAGUCUGUCUCCCCUUACUGUUCCAUCUCUUCAACCUGCGCUGCUGACUGCACACAUACCCACAGUCCUGACGCGGCCCUCCCGGUUACAAACUGCUUUGAUUUUAGGCGAAAAACAGCGCAGAACACCUGUACAAGCGCAGAAUAACCACGCUGUGAUCAUCCGUGUUAAACGAGAGCGAGCACUCGCCGCACACGGGUGCAGAUGUAAGGGAAUAUCCCUGCAGACUACAGCUGCCACACUGAUGACAGAGCGAGAGGGAAGUCAGUUAGCCAGCCAGAGCUAAACUCGACUAUCAGACAGGUAAAUGUGCGGCGAUCUGAACGGUUCAGCGACAACCUGCACCUCGAGCAUCUGAACGGAGCCGGCGUCCUCUACAGAGAGUAUCCCGCAGACUGCACAGCCAUGAGGAGGGUGUCAUUGCGCUGUGUUGCCCGGCUCGUGUUGGCAGCUCUGUGGCUGUUGGUGGAAGAGGGUCGGGCUGAGACCGGGGCCCCAAUUCUGGCCGAGCGGGUCAUCUGGGCUGUAAACUCUGGCGGGGAGGCACACACAGACGUACAUGGCAUUCAUUAUAAAAAAGAUCCACUUGAAGGAAAAUUGGGGAAAGCAUCAGACUACGGUGUCCGUCUGCCGAUCCUGCGCUCCAGCCCAGAGGAUCAGAUUCUUUACCAGACAGAGCGAUACAAUGAGGAUACCUUCGGUUAUGAAAUCCCCAUAAGAGAAGAAGGAGACUACAUACUGGUCAUGAAAUAUGCUGAGGUCUACUUUGCCCAGUCUCAACAAAAGGUUUUUGAUGUGCGUCUCAAUGGCCACAUUGUGGUGAAGGAUCUGGAUAUCUUUGACCGAGUGGGUCACAGCACGGCUCAUGAUGAAAUAGUGCCAUUCUCAAUAAAAAGAGGAAAACUAAGUGUUCAUGGGGAAGUUUCCACUUUUAAUGGGAAACUCACAGUAGAGUUUGUUAAGGGUUACUAUGACAACCCCAAGAUAUGUGCACUAUAUGUGAUGAAGGGGACGCUUGAGGAUGUGCCUAAACUGCAGCCACAUCCCGGACUGGAAAAGAGAGAGGAAGAGGAGGAGGAAGAGGACGACGGGGAGGGGGGAGAAAGCGAAAAAAAGAGCACCUCCACCUCUCCCAAGAAUCCGGUUCGGUCCGGGCCGCGCACCCCCAACCCGUACGCCACUGAUAACAGCAGCCUGAUGUUCCCUAUACUAGUGGCAUUCGGGGUCUUCAUCCCAACCCUCUUCUGCCUCUGCCGCCUCUGAGGGGAACAAGUGAACGAGAGGGAGACAGAGGAGAGAUGACGGACAUCAGGCUCUGAAGGGGUGGGGGGAGGGGAGCAUCGAGGGACGCACAACUGUGGGGACAGGCAGAAUAUAGACUGAUAUUACAACAGAGAGAGAGAGAGAGAGAGAGAGCAAAAGGCGGAUGAGAGACAUGCAGAAACCAGGAGGUUUCAGAUAUUGGGUGACCUGGAAAACACAAGGAUUUCAAGCGUGAGUUCAUUUCAUGUGUGUGAUUGUGCUUGUGUUCGUACACAUUUAAUACUAAUUUUAGUCUGAGGAGAUCCUGAGAGGUACUGAUUAAAUGCACUCGCGCACACACACACACGUGCAGCAGGACUAACCACUUUACAAACCUGGUUUGUCUGGUCUAGCAGGAGAUGGAGCUGGAGACACUCCUAGGUCCCGUGUCCCAACUCAUGGAAAGAUAUUGGCUAGGAGUGCAUUUCUGAUCAGCGGUGGCGUUGAUCUGCUGGGUUUUUGUGGCCUCUAGUGGGAGGCAGAAAUGGUACAUGAAUUUUCUCUUUGAUCAUUUGGUUAAUGCAUCUAAAUCUCAGUGGCGGAUCAUAAAGUGAUUUGAGACCUUGGUUUCUAUUUACCUCACGUUUUAUUUCCCUCACACUCAUACAAACUACUAUAAUUAAUUUCCUGCGGCUUCAAUUCUUUCUUUGAUUUAAAAAGCAUAAACAUUCAAAAUUGUCUGGAGAUGUGCUUGUCCAUUCUUCAGUUGCAUAUUUUCAGAACCAUAACUUCAAAUCUCUAACUGCACAAGGGAGAUAUAAAUUAUUUUGUUUCCUGUUUACAGGGACUUUUUGGUCUCUGAAUAACUACGUGUGUUCAGUAUUUAAUAAAACAUCUUUAUUUUUAAAAAUUGCAUAUUUGCUUCCCUUUAGGUGGGAACAUGAGUUCAUAACAAAGAGGGUCUUUUAUACACUGCCUUUUGAGUCCCAGAAACUAGAUUGUGUUGGACUAAAGUGUUAAAUCCCCUUAAUUUCUCUCAUUGGUACAUGAUGUGUCUGGGAUAGCAUCUUAUAAAUAUGUUGUCUUAAUUACAUUGCAAAAGACACCUAAUACACAGUGUAGAGAAGGAUAUUUGCUCUGUUGGGAUGCUCUUUGUCAUAUUUGCUCUAGGUUUAACCAUACGGGCCUGGUUGGGAAACGGUUUGACCGAUACAUGCCUGCCAUACACCAUGAAGUAUGAAUGCAGAAGCAUGAAUUUUGUACUCAAGUUGGCAAAUUUCAGUGCUGUAGUUUAGCUUUUGUACUAGCAUAAGUUGAGUGAACAUCUGCAUUUCACUUCAUCUAUCUUUUUUUCUUAGCCUGUUCUGUAUCUGUAUACUUUUGUCUUGGUAUUUUUUUUUUCUCUGCAUCUAAUUUAUUUUCCUCUUUAUUAGUUUUUUUAAUUUGCUUCACUGUUUUGUUCAAGCAAGCCUGUCUUUAAAUGUGAUUACGUGUGUGAUCAAGAGACCACCUCUCACACUGCUGAAACAUUAUUAUGCCACUGUCUGAUGUAUGAGAUGAGUGCUGCAUGUCAGUUUGAUCCCGUCUCUUGCAUGAACUCAGAAACUCAUCUUGGCCUUCACCUUCUCAGUAGGAGUUGGAGAGGGCAGGUUUUGCCUUGAUCACCCCCCCCCCACCCCCAGUAGAAAACAAUCAUUAAAACAUUGAGGCACCUUUUUCAUUUAUCAGUUGCAGAAAGUUGAUUGCUUAUUGUCGCCAAAGUCGUUUUCUUUUAUACGGUGCAUGUGUAUAUAAGGUACUUGGUUUGUUGUGCCAUACAGUUAUUUUUCACUUUUCUGGGGUGUAAAUGUUAAUUGCUAUUGGGGUGGCUGGGUUUUUAAAUAUCUUGCCUAAUGGAGGAGUGGCCUUAAAAUAGCAUUGUUUGUGUAUCUGGUCUGGAUAAAGACACACUGACUGAUUGUCAGAAAGAGCUUGGAUAGUGUUAAGUUUAGUUAAUUUACAGUUGGGGUUUUUUAUGUUGUGUAAUUUAAGUAAAAGGAAAUGGGUUGAAUAUUCAAACAUUUUGAAAGACUUUAUUUUCCAGAAGUAGUUGUUUUUUAUUUCCUCAGGAUCUUUUGAAUUACAUUUUUUUUUUUUUUUUUUAUGAUGAUGAGUCUUUUAUUGCACGGCCUGGUGUUUUUUUUAACAAAAUAUUUUGUUUGUUGGUGUGAAUUUUUUUUAUUUUUUUAUUUUUUUUUUGCAUUGUGUACUUUUUGAUUCCUUGUUGCCUUAAAUUUGAAUACAUCCUCAUGUGCAUUAUCAUUUUGUGCUCUUUGAAUCUUUAUUUCCACCAUUUAGGUUGAUUUAUUGCAUGAUUUCGUUUUCAUUAUUUUGUCAUCUGAAAAACCGUUUAGUGAGUCCUCUACAAAUGCACAACUUCUUGGACAAUAGCCAAAGACCACAUGGAGGCCUUUUGUUGUGUCCUCCUUCAUAAAGAGCUCUUGUGUAUUGCUCCAUGUCACAUAAACUGCUGUGUUUACGAGGGAUGUAGUUUCUCUGUUAAUGUUAGUUGUGUUCAACUACCUGUCCCCUCUUGAACCUCGUCCCUCAGAACUAGUGAAAUAGUAUUGGAACGGUUAGCACCCACACGUCUGGAGAGAAGGCUUCUGAAGUGGGAACUGCAAACUGAUGCUGUUUCUUUUUAAUAAAUGUGCUAUUUUAUCUA